Seminavis robusta is the source of this 2517-nucleotide messenger RNA. The record is from the annotation of a GenBank genome assembly. NCBI's taxonomy places the organism in Eukaryota, Bacillariophyta, Bacillariophyceae, Naviculales, Naviculaceae.
ACAAUCCAACAUCAAACCGUCUUUCGGGCCAUCAAACGAUCCAACAAGGACGCCAUCAGACGUCCCUCGGGUGUUCCAUCAGAAGCUCCCACGGCAUCGAAGAAGGGGGGCAAGAAUAAAAUAAAGGGGGAGAGGGAAACGUCUCACCCGACACGAUCACCAACGACACUGCCGACAUCAUUGCCUGAGAGUUUGACACUAGAUUCGAUCAUGCCCGUCGCUGAGCUGCCAGCAACCGAGAGACCCAUAGGGCACCCUAGCUCGACUAUCGACCCGUCUCCACCGCCAACGGGAUUGCCGUCUCCUGUUCCAGCAGACUUGACCAAUGAGCCAACCGAAGCUCCUUCAACAGGAUCAACUUCAGGGCCGGCUACUGACCCGUCUCCCCCGUCAACGAGAUUUCCUACUCCUGUUCCAACAGACUUGACCAAUGAGCCAACAAGAGUUCCUUCAACUGGAUCAACUUCAGGGAUGCCGUCCUUGGACCCAUCAAUCCAGCCAACUCAGCUACCCACAGACGGCCCGGUAACUGAAUCUCCUUCGGAGUUUCCCACGGCAUAUCCAACGAUGGUUCGUUUUGCUGCGCUAACACGAUUUCCGACGAACGAGCCACAGCCUGAAAACGAAUCCAAGAAACAGCCUGAGUUCAAAGUUGCAGAGGGGAGCCCCACAAGCGAUCCAACCCUGUCACCAACAGAUUCACCAAGCGUCUAUCCCACAAUCUUCUCGACGCGAUUCCCCACAGUCAGCCCUAUCUCACCAGAUCCCACAACCAUUCCAACGAGUGCGGAUCAUGGUGCCGAAAGCCCCGAGUUCUCUGAAAGCGAAGAGAAACCCAUCACAACCGCUCCAACAACAGUUCCAACAGAAGAGCCUACUUCAACCAGAAUCUCUCCUUCCACAUAUCUUCCGCAAUAUUUCAUGUAUGAUGCCAAAAAAGGGUCUUGGGUGUCAAAUAAGCAUGCAGAAGAGAGUCCCCCAACUCAAAUACCGACAGCGCUGAGUGCUUUGCCAAGUCAAACUCCUGUUGAUGCUUUGACUCAAUCACCAACACCAGAUCUCGUCACUGUAGCUCCCACAACAAUCCCAAAAGAAGAGCCCUCAACCAUGCCGUCUUCCUCCGUGAAUCUUCCGCAGUCUUUUAUGUAUGAUGCCGAGACAGGUACUUGGGUCAUAAAGAAACAAGCAGACGAGAUCCCCGCAGUUGACCUAGCUCCGCCGGGGGUAGAUAAACCGAGCACCCCUUCUGUUGCUUCGGCAGAAUCUCCCACUCCAGAAACCACGGCUGCUGGGCCCACAACUGGCUCAACAAGAGCACCAUUAACCCCGAAUCCGUACUCCAUCCCACCCUCUACCCAUCUGCCAUAUCACUUGUGGAACACAUAUGAUUCAUCUACAAGUGCACCAACAUCCGAUUCGGGUAAACUUACUUACUUUUCUGUAGGAAGAAGCAACAUCUUCGUUCACACAGCAAGAACGACAAGUUCUGCUGGCGAUGAUGAUGAAGAACGCCGAUUGAAGCAGAAAGGAUCGAAGGACGACCAUGCCAAAGCCGGUGGGUUAGGGAGGAGUGGAGAGGGCAAAAAGAAAGGGUCGAGGGAUCAUACCAUCACUUCCAGCCCAUCAGAGGGUCCAACAAUUGAAACACCGUUGCCCACUGGGCAUCCAACGACCACGCCAAUGGUUAUCCCUAGACCUGCAAGCGUGUCAUUGGAUUCAUGGGACUCAGUAGACUCAUCAGACUCAUCAACAGAUUCGCAAACAUCUCCUGCUGUAGCCGAACAACAAACGUCAAGCCAGGAAACACCGGUUGAGACAUCAAUUUUCUUUCCAAGAUCAAAGCUUGUGACCGUGUCCGAGUCCAGGCCUACGUACACGCCAACCACGACUGCAUUUCCCACGGAAACUCCUUGGCCAUCAGCAACCGCAUUUCCAACCAAAGUUCCGAGCACGAGCAACUCGACCUCCAGGGUUUCCAACGAAUCUACCGAUUACGGCUCGGGCAACUCGACCUCCAAUCGACGUUCCAACGAGCCUUCCAAUCGAAGCUCGGGCAACUCGACCUCCAAUCGACGUUCCAACGAGCCUUCCAAUCGAAGCUCGGGCAACUCGACCUCCAAUCGACGUUCCAACGAGCCUUCCCAUUGGGGCUCGGACUACACGACCUCCAACAAAAUUGCCGACGACACUUCCAAUUGGGGCUCGGACAACUCGACCUCCAACAGAACUGCCCACGACCCUUCCAAUUGGGGCUCGGUCGACACGGCGGCCAACCGAUUAUCCAACGAAACGCCCAAUACAGGUAGGGGGGCGGGCUCGAUCGACACGACGUCCAACCGAUUAUCCAACGAGACGCCAAAUAGGGACACGGGCAACCCGGCUUCCAACUGUGGCUCGCAUUACAUAUUCACCGGAUGCAACACCACAACCAGCGACAUCAUCGCCAUCAACAGAUGGAACAGACAGCUCUUUGCGAGGAGGGCCAUCGUCGCUUUCACGUCCUUGGCCAAAGCCUGA